This is a messenger RNA of Fusarium keratoplasticum, 1134 nucleotides long. RefSeq names its product 2-oxoisovalerate dehydrogenase subunit alpha. The coding region runs from base 1 to 1134 and encodes 377 amino acids. The transcript has 4 exons. Gene Ontology annotation, biological process: branched-chain amino acid catabolic process. The record is from RefSeq and is a predicted model, not a curated record. Gene Ontology annotation, molecular function: oxidoreductase activity, acting on the aldehyde or oxo group of donors, disulfide as acceptor. NCBI's taxonomy places the organism in Eukaryota, Fungi, Ascomycota, Sordariomycetes, Hypocreales, Nectriaceae.
AUGAAUGCCGAUGGCUCCGUCGAAGACGAGAGCCGGUUGUCGCCCGAGCUGACCACCGACAAGAUGCUGGAACUGUACCGAAACAUGCUCACGGUCAAUGUCAUGGAUAGCAUUAUGUUCGACGCGCAAAGACACGGCCGACUGAGUUUCUACAUGGUUUCCCAUGGCGAAGAGGCCAUUAUGGUCGGGUCGGCGGCGGCCUUAUCUCCGGGUGAUGUUAUCACGACUCAAUAUCGAGAACAUGGCGUUUUCCUUCAGCGAGGCUUCGAGCUCAAGGACUUUAUGAUCCAGCUGACCGCCAACAAGAAUGAUCCAGGCAAAGGCCGCAACAUGCCUGUUCAUUACAGCGGUAAGGCCAAGGUCAACAUCCACGCCGUCGCCUCCACCCUCGGCACUCAAAUCCCCCACGCAGCCGGAGCAGCCUACGCCCUGAAGAUGAACACUCUGCAGGACGGCGCGGAACCUCAAGUUGCCGUCGCAUACUUUGGAGAGGGCGCUGCCAGCGAGGGCGACUUCCACGGCGCCUUGAACAUGGCCGCAACGCAGCAGUGCCCCGUCAUCUUCAUCUGCCGAAACAACGGGUACGCCAUCUCGACCCCUGCAGCGCAGCAGUACAAGGGUGACGGCAUCGCGAGCCGAGGCGCCGGCUACGGCAUCGAGACCCUCCGAGUCGACGGCACCGACAUCUUCGCCGUGUACGAGGCCACUAAGGAGGCGCGGCGGCGCGCGACCGAGGACGGCGGCCGGCCGAUCCUGCUCGAGUUCAUGAGCUACCGCAUCUCGCACCACAGCACGAGCGAUGAUAGCUCGGCGUACCGGGGCCGCGACGAGGUCAACAUCUGGAAGUCGUCGCGUAACCCGCUCUCGCGACUGCGACUCUGGCUCGAGAGCAAGGGCGUCUGGAGCGAGGAGAUGGAGAAGCAGACACGUGCGCAGCUGCGGAAGGACAUCAUCCGUGAGCUGACCGAGGCGGAGAAGGAGAAGAAGCCGGCGCUGCAGGCUAUCUUCUCCGACGUGUACGAGGAGCUGACAGAGGAGGCGGCGGCUCAGAGGGAGGAGCUUAAGAGGAUCAUGCUCAAGUAUCCACAUGAAUAUGACUGCCAUGAGCACGAGGGUGGAAUCGAGAGUUUGUAA